AUGGCAAUUGUGUGGGCUUCCAACUGUGACGACAGCUGGAAGUCCCUCCCCGGGCUGUGCAGGACGGAGCUUUUCUUUGGCAGAGCAAUCGAGUCGCAGGCCGCCGUCAGGGAGAAGAAAGUUAGCGAAAUGGUCGAAUUCCUUGCCGCUAGAAAAGGGAAAGUGGUUGAUAUUGGGGCAAUCGUGUUAACCACCAUUUUCAACUCGAUGUGCAACCUUUUCUUCUCUGAGGACUUGUUGGGGUUGGAAGAUACUAAGGGGAAGGCUAGUGGGUUAAAGAGUUAUAUUUGGAUAUUGAUGGAGCUUGCAACUGCUCUGAAUAUUGCUGAUUUUUACCCUGUUCUAGGACACCUAGAACCUCAGGGCUUGAAGUAG
Molecule: messenger RNA, 375 nt
Organism: Linum trigynum
Lineage: Eukaryota; Viridiplantae; Streptophyta; Magnoliopsida; Malpighiales; Linaceae
Source: the annotation of a GenBank genome assembly